Molecule: messenger RNA, 2188 nt
Organism: Pyrus x bretschneideri (Chinese white pear)
Lineage: Eukaryota; Viridiplantae; Streptophyta; Magnoliopsida; Rosales; Rosaceae
Product: kinase-interacting family protein-like
Exons: 2
Coding region: 971-1966 (331 amino acids)
Molecular function (GO): actin binding
Source: RefSeq, a predicted model, not a curated record
UUCACUUGAAUCAUUUCGCUUCUCCCUUCAACUUUUACUCGUGGACCGGCGGGCAACUUGCAUGAAAAGAUCGUCAGUUGGUGUUUCUGUUUAAUAAUACAAUGUCGCAUGAACAAAUAUUCAGAUGAUGAUGUUGUAUUAUUGAAUUGAAACACUUACAGACUCAUUUUAUUUCAGUCAUUUUCUAUAAAUCUUUUAUCUUUGUUUUGGUGCACGCGUAAUUGAAUUGAACAACGUACGCAUGAUUGAAUGGAAAUGCUUUAGGAGGUUUUUCGUGCAAGUGCACAUGUGAUGACGUCAUGUGACUAGGUAACGUACGUAGCCUGGAGUUUUCCAUCUUUGUCUGUCUAUCUGUCCAUCCAUCUUCCUUUGUGUUUGAAUUUCAAAACUCGAUCUGAUAGAGUCGUAGUGAGUAGUCUAGUAGGCUAUAAGGGCAUUGGCUUGCAGUGGUAUGUAAUUGAUUUUGUUUGAUAUUUGCUCGAGGCAGGAAGUCUGUGACCUUUCUUUUUCCCCUUUUCCUUCGUAUUUUUCAUACUCUAUGAUACAAACUCGUGCUAGGAUUAGAAAUAGGAUUCAAGAAAAGAGAGAAUCUCCUUCCAUCUGUUUGUUUCAAUAUUCUUUGUUUGUUUUUUUUUUAACAAUAAUUCUGCAUGAAUUGGUGCUAACAUUUUAUUUUAUUUUAAGCUCAUACGAUAUUGAAUUUAAUUAUAAAGCCCCCACGAUAACUUUGAUUCUAUGCAGAAGGGGGCUACACAUGAGUGUUUAGUUUGUAUCAAGAGUAAAAUCAAAUUUGAAAUAAUGAGGGAGGGAAUCUUAUAUCUUGAUGGAUGGGGAGUGACUGACAUAUAUGUUCUCCCGGGUGGAAAUUGGUCCUUUAGUCAUUUGGUGGUCCUGCUGCUGUCUUUACUUUACCUCCUGUUGGCUGUUGUGAAAUUCAAAAUCUCAUUUCGAAUUAGAUAUAGAAGAGAGGAUGAAGAUGCUGGCAUCUCACACAGCCCAACAAGACACUGGAGACACCUUCACUGAACGAGCCGACGCUUACUACAAACGACGCCCUCAGCUGCACUCUCUGCUUCAAGACUUGUACAAUGCCUACGUCACAUUAUCUGACCGUUACAUUCAUACAAUCGCCAAAACCAAUCAUCGCCGUGGACACUCCUCCCAAACCUCAAUCAUUGUUAAUGACUACUACGACGACUGUCAUGACCAACAAGAUGCCGAUGGUGAUACAUUAAGCCAGAUGGAUUCGGACGUGGGCAGUUCCCUCUCCUAUCAGCCACAAUUAUCUCUUGCUGCUGCCCGGGAUGAUAACAUGGUGUUGGAUUUGGAUGCAAUUGUUGCGGAGGUUGUGAUGAAGAAUGUGGAAUGCGAUAUCUUACUUGAUGAGGCCAGCACCAUGGGGAGGCGAUACAAUGAGUCAUCAAGGAAGAUAAAGUUGCAGAAGAGCUUGCUGGAGGUGCUGGAGUCCGAAAGGCUCAUACUACUGAAUGAGAAUGCUAAGUUGGGGUACAAAGUGGGUGCAUUGGUGGAAGAGAACAAAGACAUCGCGUCCGAGUCCAUGUUCAUGAGGAGGAAGGCUGGAGAGCUGGCUAGGUGUUUGCUGAAGGUGAGGGAGGAUCAGAGGGCGUGCAUGCUUAGCCGUAAAAUCGAGGACCUGCAGGGCCAGAUCUAUGGGUUGGAGAAGAGGAACAAGCAGUACUAUGAGCAACUUGUGAAGAGAGACCAAUGGUCCUCUCAACUUGUACGAGAAGAGAGUAGGAGCAUAAACAACAAAAGCAAGUUUAACGGGAAUGAAGUGAAUUUGGAGGUUUGCUUCCAAAUAGGGAAGAUCAAUCGGAGGCUGAAGAGAGGUAAUAGCAAUGUGAAGGAUUUUGGCACUGCAAGUGGGAAGAAGGGUUGGAGUUGGUGGGAAAAGGUCAAGAACAUGGACUUGUUUCUAUGCGGACAUAAUUCAAGCUCUACUUGACCUCAAUUGGUGUCUGUCUGUUUAAUUACUGACUAAGCUUGCGUUAAUGGUGGUCAGUCUGUUUAUAUUUCGUUUGUCGUCCUGUAGUGGCAACACUGUCAUGAACCUGCUGACUCCAUGGUCAUGCUGCCUUAUAUUAGUUUCGUGAUCCAGUAGAAUUUGAUGCUCAAAUUGGCUGAAACCUACUAUUUAAAUCAAGCGUGUCACAAAAUUUGAUGUUUU